UUCAGCUCUGAAUGGGCUUUUGGAAGCUAGAGAAGAAAAUUCAGUUUGCUUUGUGGGGAACGUUGGACAGCCGAAUAAAUGCAGUAUCUAAGUAUAAAAGAAGACUGCAAUGCUAUGGCGUUCUGUGCUAAAAUGAGGAGCUCCAAAAAGACCGAGGUGACUGAGGUGGCCCCUGAGCCUGGAGUGGAGGUGACCUUCUACCUGUCAGACCGGGAGCCCCUGAGGCUGGGCGCUGGCGAGUAUACAGCGGAGGAGCUGUGCAUCCGGGCGGCGCAGGAGUGCUGUAUUUCUCCUCUGUGUCACAACCUCUUCGCCCUGUAUGAUGAGAACACCAAGCUCUGGUAUGCACCCAACCACAUCAUCACUGUUGAUGACAAGAUGUCCCUCCGGCUCCACUACCGCAUGAGGUUCUACUUUACCAACUGGCACGGAACCAACGACAGUGAGCAGUCAGUGUGGCGCCACUCUCCCAAGAAGCAGAAGAAUGGCUACGAGAAAAAGAAGGCUCCUGAUGCAACCCCGCUUCUCGAUGCCUACUCACUGGAGUACCUGUUUGCACAGGGACAGUAUGACUUGGUCAAGUGCCUGGCUCCCAUUCGCGACCCCAAGACGGAGCAGGAUGGGCACGACAUCGAGAACGAGUGCCUGGGCAUGGCUGUCCUGGCCAUCUCGCACUAUGCCAUGAUGAGGAAGAUGCAGCUGCCGGAGCUACCCAAGGACAUCAGCUACAAGCGAUAUAUUCCAGAAACGCUAAACAAGUCCAUCAGACAGAGAAACCUUCUCACGAGGAUGCGGAUAAAUAAUGUUUUCAAGGAUUUCCUAAAGGAGUUCAACAACAAGACUAUCUGUGACAGCAGUGUGUCCACACACGACCUGAAGGUGAAGUACCUGGCCACACUGGAAACGCUGACGAAGCAUUACGGGGCUGAAAUAUUUGAGACUUCCAUGUUGCGGAUUUCAUCAGAAAAUGAGAUGAAUUGGUUUCACUCGUCUGAUGGCGGAAGCGCGCCUCUCUGCUAUGAAGUAAUGGUGACCGGAAAUCUUGGGAUCCAGUGGCGGCAGAAGCCACAUGUUGUUCCUACUGAAAAGGAAAAAAAUAAAUUGAAGCGGAAAAAGCUGGAAAACAAACACAAGAAGGAUGAGGAGAAAAGCAAAGCCCGGGAAGAGUGGAGCAGCUUUUCCUACUUCCCAGAAAUCACACACAUUGUGAUCAAAGAGUCGCUGGUCAGCAUUAAUAAGCAGGACAACAAGAAGAUGGAACUGACGCUGUCUUCCCACGAGGAGGCCUUGUCCUUUGUGUCCCUGGUGGAUGGCUACUUCCGGCUAACGGCAGACGCCCACCACUACCUUUGCACCGACGUGGCUCCCCCACUGAUCGUCCACAACAUCCAGAAUGGCUGCCACGGGCCCAUCUGCACAGAGUACGCCAUCAACAAGCUGCGCCAAGAGGGCAGUGAGGAGGGGAUGUACGUGCUCAGGUGGAGCUGCACCGACUUUGACAACAUCCUCAUGACUGUCACCUGCUUUGAGAAGUCUGAGCAGGCGCUGGGUGGCCAGAAGCAGUUUAAGAACUUCCAGAUCGAGGUGCGCAAGGGCCGCUACCGCCUGCAUGGCUCGGACCGCGGCUUUCCCAGCCUGGGGGAGCUCAUGAGCCACCUGAAGAAGCAGAUCCUGCGCACGGACAACAUCAGCUUUGUGCUGAAGCGCUGCUGCCAGCCCAAGCCCCGGGAAAUCUCUAACCUGUUGGUGGCCACAAAGAAAGCCCAGGAGUGGCAGCCCGUCUACCCAAUGAGCCAGCUGAGCUUUGAUCGCAUCCUCAAGAAGGAUAUCAUGCAGGGCGAGCACCUUGGCAGGGGCACACGGACACACAUCUACUCCGGGACGCUGGUGGAUUACAGGGAUGAUGAGGCAGCUACAGAGGAGAAGCGGAUAAAAGUGAUCCUCAAAGUCCUCGACCCCAGCCACAGGGACAUCUCUCUGGCCUUCUUCGAAGCAGCCAGCAUGAUGCGGCAGGUGUCUCACAAGCACAUCGUGUACCUGUACGGCGUGUGUGUGCGGGACGUGGAGAAUAUCAUGGUGGAAGAGUUCGUCGAGGGGGGCCCUCUGGAUCUCUUUAUGCACCGCAAGAGUGAUGUCCUCACCACCCCUUGGAAGUUCAAGGUUGCCAAGCAGCUGGCCAGUGCUCUGAGUUACUUGGAAGACAAAGACCUGGUCCACGGCAAUGUGUGCACCAAGAACCUCCUGCUGGCCCGCGAGGGCAUCGACAGCGAGGUUGGUCCAUUCAUCAAGCUCAGUGACCCUGGCAUCCCCGUCACCGUGCUGUCCAGGCAAGAGUGCAUCGAGCGCAUCCCCUGGAUCGCGCCCGAGUGCGUGGAAGACUCCAAGAACCUGAGCGUGGCCGCUGACAAGUGGAGCUUCGGAACCACGCUCUGGGAGAUCUGCUACAAUGGCGAGAUCCCGCUCAAGGACAAGACCCUGGUCGAGAAAGAACGGUUCUACGAAAGCCGCUGCCGGCCAGUGACGCCAUCCUGCAAGGAGCUGGCUGACCUCAUGACCCGCUGCAUGAACUACGACCCCAACCAGAGGCCCUUCUUCCGCGCCAUCAUGAGGGACAUCAACAAGCUGGAGGAGCAGAAUCCAGACAUUGUUUCAGAAAAAAAACCAACCACUGAGGUGGACCCUACGCAUUUUGAGAAACGCUUCCUGAAGAGGAUCCGCGACCUGGGAGAGGGCCACUUUGGGAAGGUUGAGCUCUGCAGGUAUGACCCCGAGGGCGACAACACCGGGGAGCAAGUGGCUGUCAAGUCCCUCAAGCCGGAGAGUGGAGGCAACCACAUCGCCGACCUGAAGAAGGAGAUCGAGAUCCUGCGGAACCUCUACCAUGAGAACAUCGUCAAGUACAAGGGAAUCUGCACUGAGGAUGGUGGAAACGGCAUUAAGCUCAUCAUGGAGUUCCUGCCCUCAGGCAGCCUGAAGGAGUAUCUUCCUAAGAACAAGAAUAAGAUUAACCUCAAGCAGCAGCUCAAAUACGCCGUUCAGAUCUGUAAGGGCAUGGACUAUCUGGGCUCCCGGCAGUAUGUGCACCGCGACUUGGCAGCCAGAAAUGUCCUAGUGGAGAGCGAGCACCAGGUGAAGAUUGGUGACUUCGGGCUCACCAAGGCCAUCGAGACUGACAAGGAGUACUACACAGUCAAGGAUGACCGGGACAGCCCUGUGUUCUGGUACGCGCCAGAGUGCUUAAUUCAGUGUAAGUUCUACAUCGCCUCUGACGUCUGGUCUUUCGGAGUGACGCUGCAUGAGCUGCUCACCUACUGUGACUCGGACUCCAGCCCCAUGAGCCUGUUCCUGAAAAUGAUAGGCCCAACCCAUGGCCAGAUGACCGUGACAAGACUUGUGAAUGCCCUGAAGGAAGGGAAACGCCUGCCAUGCCCGCCCAACUGUCCCGAUGAGGUUUAUCAGCUUAUGAGAAAAUGCUGGGAAUUUCAGCCAUCGAGUCGGACAACCUUCCAGAGCCUUAUUGAAGGAUUUGAAGCACUUUUAAAAUAAGAAGCAAGAAUAAUAUUGAAAUUCCAUUGUUUAUCAGACCCUCCUACCACAGCAAAUACCCAAGACAUUUGUAAAAAUGGUGGAAAAAGCUUACAUUCUGUCGGGAAAGCCCCACAGCGAGCUCUUGGCUGUACAGGCAACGUACACUGGGUGCCCACCACGUGGAGAAACCUCCUCUCCCCGUUGGGCACUUCUUAAGUCCAGUGGCCGAUGGUGGCAGCCCAAGUCCCAGGAAGCACUCAAGCACUCCUCUUGGAAAGAAACCCCCGUUGCUCGGUCACGUGGCAAAGGGGGCGGGCGUGAGGGGGGCGACCAAAGCCUGUCUCCAGCCAUUGCUCCGGUUGCUGUCUCCCCGGCGCCAGGCACCCGAAUUGCUUUCUGGCCUGUUAACCUAGUAGGAACAGAUGCCUGGGUGGCCAGUAUGGCUACUGCGCCUCUCAGGACAGGCUGAACGCGCCAAGCUCCCAGACCCCUUUCUGUACUGCGCCCUGGCCCCUGUGGGACCGCAGCUUGGAGCAGGGCUUGGGUGGUGGCACUGCUGCUUCCACGCUAGCCCCUGGCACCACUGUUGUAUGUCCUGGCUCUGCGCUGGGACAGUGUGGGAUCUGCCCUGCUGCAUGUGAACCUGCUGUGCCUAUGCUGUCCCCAGUGUUUUCCUCUAGCCACACAGGCUCCCCGAGCUGGACGCUUGGCACACUUUGAAGACGCUGUCCCUGCAGCAGGCUGUGCCGGCCUGGGUGAAUGCAUGCACACGGGGAGCAUGUGCCACAGCCCCCAGCCUCGCUGGUCCAGGCCUGAGCACCCACCUGCCAGACCACUCACUGCUCUGACCUCUGCCUGUGGUGCAAAAUUUGCAAGAAAAGAGCUAGCCAGUGGUACUCGAGAGCUCAGGAUGCACCCAUCAGUUUUGGUUUGUUCGCCGGUAGUCGGGUGACCCAGGAGGUAAAGCUCUGAUUUCAGUGUGAGCCAUGAAGUUCUUUACCACAUCUUGCUGUUCCCCUUCUGUGCAAGCGGUCAGGACUGCUUCCAGGAGGCAGUGAACUCACCUCUUUGGCCCUGUGUCCCCACUUCACAGCUCCUCUGUGUCAAACCUGUGGCCAUUCUCUAUGCACUUUGUUUACUCUUUAUAUAAAUAAAUGUACUAAGGGCUUCACGUGCAGGUGCCUGUCCUGGGAA
Messenger RNA from Octodon degus (degu), 4722 nucleotides. RefSeq names its product Janus kinase 1 (gene Jak1). NCBI's taxonomy places the organism in Eukaryota, Metazoa, Chordata, Mammalia, Rodentia, Octodontidae. The record is from RefSeq and is a predicted model, not a curated record. Gene Ontology annotation, biological process: cell surface receptor signaling pathway via JAK-STAT; hemopoiesis; cell differentiation. The coding region runs from base 79 to 3546 and encodes 1155 amino acids. Gene Ontology annotation, molecular function: non-membrane spanning protein tyrosine kinase activity; cytokine receptor binding; ATP binding. The transcript has 24 exons. Gene Ontology annotation, cellular component: cytoskeleton; membrane; cytosol.